CUCCUCAACGGCAGCGCUGGGGGAGGGCCUCACGCAUGCGCUCCUCGGGUCAGGAACAGCUUUGGGGAGAAAAGGUUCAGUCCCAGAUACAGUUGGGGCGGGAGUGAGCUGGAGGCGGAGCUGGAUGAUCAAAGCCAUUUCCCUGCUCUGUCUGUCAUUCAGUUUCCUCUCCGGACCCGCCCCUCACUCUCUGUCAGCCCUUUCUCAGUCAGGUCGGACCGGGCUGUAUAAAAAAGGAAGGGGAGGCAGCUCGGCUCUCAUUCGACAGCGAUUGGAGUGGAGAAGCGUGAUGUCUGGAAGAGGCAAAGGAGGUAAAGGCCUGGGAAAAGGCGGAGCGAAGCGGCACCGCAAAGUGCUCCGUGAUAACAUCCAGGGUAUCACCAAACCAGCCAUCCGGCGCCUGGCUCGCCGUGGCGGGGUCAAGCGUAUCUCGGGCUUGAUCUACGAGGAGACCCGCGGGGUGCUGAAGGUUUUCCUGGAGAAUGUGAUCAGGGAUGCGGUCACCUACACUGAACACGCCAAGCGCAAGACGGUCACCGCCAUGGAUGUGGUGUACGCUCUGAAACGCCAGGGCCGCACUCUCUAUGGAUUCGGCGGCUGAGUAUAAUAAAGCGACCCUUUUCCAGCGAACCCAAAGGCUCUUUUCAGAGCCACUCAAACCCUCCGAUAGAGAGCGGAGACCUGAGGACGGGGAAGGCAGCGCAUGCUGAGAGGAACGUCACGUUUAUUUCACGUUAGCUGGUUAUUUCACGUUUAUCGCGACUUUUAAAAUUAUUUCAGUUCUGAAAAUAUACUAAUACUGUGUUCCGCAGUACGGCAGAGCAUUCGGUGUGGACAGUUCACUUUGUUGCUGUUUACCGUGCCCGGUGAAUUUAUAAUUGCAAGUAUUCCUACCAUGUAGAUAAGAGGCUAUUCGGCCAAUCGAGACUCUACUGUUGUGCAACCUGGUUAGUCCAUGUAAAGAAUCGCAUCGUGACUUGAAAUUGUAAAUGUAGCAGCAGCAUUAGCCCAUUCUGCCAAUCCAGCUUGUUCUGCCAUGGGUGAUAUUUCUCAAACUUAUUCUCGUGCCUGCUCCCCGUGACCGUCGAUCGUCUUUUUCGUGAAUAUCUGUCCAUCCCAGUAAUAAUAUCAAUGUGUACCUGGCUGUCCUAUGCCAUAAAUAAUAAUUUGUUUUUAUUUAUUAUGGAAUCCAGUCAUUAAUGCUAUGUAUUACAGUAAUUAUAUUGCCCAGGCAUAACACUCUGGGAGCCUGCGGAUGUGUUUAUGUGGCGCGUUUUUUCCAUCUGCCCGUUCAGGCAGGGAUUACAAAUUGUCUUCGGGCAAGUAAUAGUCUGGAUGAAAUAAAAGUUAUUGAUCAAGUGUGGUUCUGUAAUUUUAUCAGUGUACAGUUUUAGCUUUUAGGAUGUUUAAAUCGGCGGUUUUUCGAUUGAUUCACGGCGGAUACAAGUUCAGUUGCUCAUCCAGAGAGAGUAGGAAGCGAUAAGGGAUAUUAGUACUGUAUUUUUCUUGGAAUUUAGUUAAAAACAAAACGGAAGGC
Messenger RNA from Chiloscyllium plagiosum (whitespotted bambooshark), 1537 nucleotides. RefSeq names its product histone H4. Gene Ontology annotation, molecular function: DNA binding; structural constituent of chromatin; protein heterodimerization activity. Gene Ontology annotation, cellular component: nucleosome. NCBI's taxonomy places the organism in Eukaryota, Metazoa, Chordata, Chondrichthyes, Orectolobiformes, Hemiscylliidae. The record is from RefSeq and is a predicted model, not a curated record.